AUGGCUACUUCUCAGGUAGUGGCCGAAGAGGAGCAUUCUUCUGGGCGGGAGUAUUCAAAAGGGAAGGAGUUCGCUUUGGGAACUUCGAAGGUCUCCUUCCGGCCCCAGAGUGUGAAGCCUCUGGAUUCCAUCCUGGCGGCUGUUGAUGCCGACGUUUCCAAGCGGACCAGGGUGGCGCAGGCGAUAGCGACCUCUAUCAUUAAAAGGAGGAGAUAUCGCCAACAAUGCUACAUCCGGGUAUGUACUGCUAGCGGCAAAGUCGGCUCCUGA
This is a messenger RNA of Perkinsus marinus ATCC 50983, 270 nucleotides long. RefSeq lists its product as hypothetical. Bases 1 to 270 code for a protein of 89 amino acids. The transcript has 2 exons. Lineage: Eukaryota; Perkinsozoa; Perkinsida; Perkinsidae. The record is from RefSeq and is a predicted model, not a curated record.